Molecule: messenger RNA, 698 nt
Organism: Acinonyx jubatus (cheetah)
Lineage: Eukaryota; Metazoa; Chordata; Mammalia; Carnivora; Felidae
Gene: RPS10
Product: ribosomal protein S10
Exons: 6
Coding region: 151-648 (165 amino acids)
Cellular component (GO): cytosolic small ribosomal subunit
Molecular function (GO): RNA binding; structural constituent of ribosome
Source: RefSeq, a predicted model, not a curated record
AAGAGCCGACCAGUCCCUCAGGCACCGCCGAGGCCACCCCAGGCAGCCCGCGGGUCCUCGCAGGGGGCGGGGCACGUCAGCCCGGAAGAGACGCCGCGCCGCGCAUGCCCCUUCUUUUCGGCCCCGGUCCCGGACGUAGUAGCUGCAGAGAUGUUGAUGCCCAAGAAGAACCGAAUUGCCAUUUAUGAACUCCUUUUCAAGGAGGGAGUGAUGGUGGCCAAGAAGGAUGUCCACAUGCCUAAACACCCUGAGCUGGCAGACAAGAAUGUGCCCAAUCUUCACGUCAUGAAAGCCAUGCAGUCUCUCAAAUCACGAGGCUACGUAAAGGAACAGUUUGCCUGGAGACAUUUCUAUUGGUACCUUACCAACGAGGGUAUCCAGUAUCUUCGUGAUUACCUCCACCUGCCCCCUGAGAUCGUGCCUGCCACUCUGCGUCGCAGCCGUCCUGAGACCGGCAGGCCGCGGCCCAAAGGUCUGGAGGGAGAGCGGCCUGCAAGACUCACACGAGGGGAAGCUGACAGAGACACCUACAGACGAAGCGCUGUGCCCCCUGGUGCCGACAAGAAAGCUGAGGCUGGGGCUGGGUCAGCAACUGAAUUCCAGUUUAGAGGCGGAUUUGGUCGUGGACGUGGUCAGCCACCUCAGUAAAGUUGGAGAUUGUUUUGUGUUGAAUAAAUCUGUAGCCAGAAAAAAGUUAA